Molecule: messenger RNA, 1992 nt
Organism: Lotus japonicus
Lineage: Eukaryota; Viridiplantae; Streptophyta; Magnoliopsida; Fabales; Fabaceae
Product: carotenoid cleavage dioxygenase 7, chloroplastic
Exons: 7
Coding region: 15-1907 (630 amino acids)
Biological process (GO): carotene catabolic process
Cellular component (GO): chloroplast stroma
Molecular function (GO): 9-cis-epoxycarotenoid dioxygenase activity
Source: RefSeq, a predicted model, not a curated record
GUUGCCACCUUCAUAUGCCAACAACACCCUCUCUCCCAAAAAUGCAAGCCAAACUUGUUCACAACAGCCCAACAUACAUUCCUCCCCUCAUAAGGCCACCUCCGGUAAACCAAGCCGCCUUGCCGCUGGUAACCAAACCUCGAGCAGUGUCCAUAUCCGUACCCAUUACCAGCAUAGUCGUUCCAGUACCGGUUUCAAUUCCGAUUCCAGAUUCAACGCCGCCAUCUGUAGAGCUUGAUGACUCCAUAGUUGCCCCAUGGGACUACCAAUUCUUAUUCAUGUCACAACGAUCGGAAACCACUCAACCUAUCACCCUACGUGUUGUGGAUGGUGCAGUACCGGCCGAUUUUCCGACCGGUACAUACUAUCUAACCGGACCUGGGAUUCUCUCCGACGAUCACGGAUCGACGGUGCAUCCCUUGGACGGCCAUGGAUACCUAAGAGCAUUCACUUUUGAUAAUAAUGUUACUAACAAAGUCAAAUACAUGGCUAAGUACAUUAGAACCGAGGCUCAAUUGGAGGAGCAUGACCCUAAGACCAACACGUGGAAAUUCACUCAUAGAGGUCCAUUUUCUGUGUUGAAAGGUGGGAAAAAGGUUGGGAAUACUAAGGUCAUGAAAAAUGUGGCUAACACUAGUGUGUUGAAGUGGGGGGAGAAGCUCCUGUGUAUGUGGGAAGGUGGUGAACCAUACGAGAUGGAAUCCGGUACAUUGGAUACGAUCGGGCGAUACAACAUGAUGGACGAUUGUGAUUUGGAUGAUCAUGAGAACCCCGGUGAUCAUGAUGUUUGGGAUGUUGCUGCUAGCUUACUCAAGCCUAUAUUGUAUGGAGUGUUUAAGAUGCCCCCAAGGAGACUCUUGUCUCACUAUAAAAUUGAUUCCGUCAGGAGCAGGCUACUCACGGUAUCAUGCAAUGCAGAGGACAUGUUGCUUCCACGCAGUCAUUUUACAUUCAGUGAGUAUGAUUCUAAUUUCCAGUUAGUACAGAAGCAAAAGUUCAAAAUCCCAGAUCACUUGAUGAUCCAUGAUUGGGCCUUCACGGAUACCCACUACAUAGUAUUUGCCAAUCGCAUCAAACUUGAUAUACCAGGAUCAAUGGCAGCAGUAUAUGGGACAUCUCCAAUGAUAGCAGCAUUAAAAGUGAACCCAAGUAAGAGCACAUCACCUAUAUACUUGCUUCCUCGGUUUCCAGAAAAUUCAAAAUGCAAAGAGAGAGAUUGGAGAGUGCCAGUUGAAGUACCUUCACAGUUGUGGCUGAUUCAUGUUGGCAAUGCCUUUCAAGUUACACAUGCUCAUGGGAAUUUGGACAUUCAAAUACAAGCCACUGCUUGCUCUUACCAGUGGUUCAAUUUCCGCAAAUUGUUUGGAUACAACUGGCAAAAACAGAACCUAGACCCAUCCAUAAUGAAUAUAGAAGGUGACAGUGAGUUAUUGCCCCAUCUUGUUCAGGUAUCAAUAAGAUUAGAUUCUGACUACAAUUGCCAAGAAUGUGAUGUGAAGCCCAUGCAGAAAUGGAAGAAAUCAUCAGAUUUCCCCAUUACCAAUCCUGCAUUUUCUGGCAAGGAAAACAGAUAUCUCUAUGCUGCAACUACCUUAGGAUCCCGCAAAAGCUUGCCAAGUUUUCCUUUUGAUACUGUUGUUAAAUUAGAUCUAGUGAGUGAUUCUGUGCAAACUUGGACUGUUGAUAGUAGAAAAUUUAUUGGUGAGCCUAUUUUUGUUCCAAAAGGAGACCAAGAAGAUGAUGGCUACCUUCUUGUUGUUGAGUAUGCUGUUUCUAAGCAGAGAUGUUAUCUCGUCAUCUUGAAUCCAAGGCAGAUAGGAGCUGAAGAUGCCCUUGUUGCAAGACUUGAAAUUCCAAUGCAUUUAAAUUUUCCUCUAGGUUUUCAUGGUUUCUGGGCACCUAAUUGAAGUCCAAAAUUAAAUUACUGUAAAAUAUCUUUUGUAGUGAAAAAAAAUUAUAUAUUCAACGUUCUUACAAUUGAUAGUAGUGAUA